This is a messenger RNA of Diaporthe amygdali, 645 nucleotides long. RefSeq lists its product as uncharacterized. NCBI's taxonomy places the organism in Eukaryota, Fungi, Ascomycota, Sordariomycetes, Diaporthales, Diaporthaceae. The transcript has 2 exons. The record is from RefSeq and is a predicted model, not a curated record. The coding region runs from base 1 to 645 and encodes 214 amino acids.
AUGACCGUCAACGACGUAUUGCCAGGUAACAAUGCCUUCUCCGAGACAGCCAUCCUGGACAAGAAGGCCAUUAACGGCCUGUCGGGUGGCCCCCGGCAGCAUGUCGUCGCGUCGCCGUACACCGAGGCAGCGCAUCUGCUGGACCUGGAUACUCUGGAUGCCGAGAACCAGAUGCUGGCAGAAGCGCUGCUGGACCUGAGGUGCCUGCGGGACGACUACGCGACUGCGGCAUACUUGGAGACGUUCAAUUGGGAAGAGGUUGUGGGCCGGGUGCGGGAGCUGGCAGCAGCCAGGAAACACUGCUGGAGGGAGACGUCGUGGUACAUUGUCGCCUUCCGCUCGCGGUAUAUAGAGGGCAUCGACUAUGGUCACCUUGGCGACCUCGACAAGGCGGCUCAUGCGGAGGCCACAGCCAGUGGGGGGUUCCUCAAAUAUUGGUUUGGGACGCCCGACCGCAAUCUCCGCAACCUGGCGACGUGUAUCUGGCGCAAUCGUGAAGACGCGCGGAGGGGAGGGACGGGGCCUGCGCAUAAAGAGGCAAUCAAGGCCGUGCGCACCAUGUAUGCUGAGUGGAGGAUCGACCAGCACCGGCUCAUCAUCCGAGACGGCUUGUCGAGCUGGGAGAUGAUCGAGUGGACAGGUUGA